GCCAAUAUCUGCCUCGCGCUUUCAGCGUCGCCGCCAUUUCACCCGACGAAGGACUCGAGCGGCGACCGGACGGUUUUUUUUUGCGGUAGCGGCGACGCAACGGGACAACAACACGACCCUAACCGGUUUUACGACUUCAACCUGCUUUUUAAUCGGCAUCUAGACCCAGUCCGCGUGGUUUAGAAGAGUUUGAUCCGAAAACGGAGGACAGCGAACAACUGAAGGCAAAAUGUCGUCUGAGGUUAAAUCGGAGAAGCCAGAGAAACAAGAACAAGGAAAUGCGGUGAACGGCAAGUCCAACCAUGAGUCGAGAAAGGAGAGGCCCCAGAAGCGCGGUGGAGGGGGCCGCUUUGAACCUUACGGGAACCCCAACAAGAGAUACCGUGUGUUUGUCAGCAACAUCCCCUAUGAUGUUAAAUGGCAAACCCUCAAAGAUCUCAUGAAGGAAAAAGGUACGUUUUCGUUGCGUUCAGCUGCACAUCUACGUUAGCCUAGAGCCAUGGAGCUUUAGUUUUGGGGGUUUCGAAGGUGGCCACCUACUCAGUUGCUUUAGGUCAGAGGAUAAACAUCCCAUCAUGGGGAAGUGGUCUGUUGGAAAAGUGUCUUGUCUGUUGUGGAAAACGAUUAAUAAUUCAAGCUCGCUAAUGUUGGUGGAUGGCACUUUAAAAAUUGUGCGAAACGCACGUACACACAGAAUCGAGUCUAAUCCAUUUAUACGAAUCUGAUGCCAUCAUUUGGUCUCUUUGGCUUUGGAGAAAGUGUGUAGUUUGUUUUUUUCCCCAACCUAACCUGUUGGUUAGUAUUUCAGUACUAUAUGAGUGGUCACAUUUUUCCCUAUCCAUGUGUAGCAGCCCCUCCAUGCUUAAUGAUUCGUACGCAUGGGGAAUUUCAUGUGGAAAUUGUUGCCUGUAGAAUUAAAUUGCAUUUUCUUUUUUAGGUGAAUGCCAGAGUGAAUGUUGUUGCAGCUGAUCUUCAUUAUUGUGCCCU
This is a messenger RNA of Puntigrus tetrazona (Sumatra barb), 987 nucleotides long. RefSeq names its product heterogeneous nuclear ribonucleoprotein M-like. The transcript has 2 exons. Gene Ontology annotation, molecular function: RNA binding. NCBI's taxonomy places the organism in Eukaryota, Metazoa, Chordata, Actinopteri, Cypriniformes, Cyprinidae. Bases 230 to 490 code for a protein of 86 amino acids. The record is from RefSeq and is a predicted model, not a curated record.